GUUACUUGUAGUACUGAGGCUGAUCAAGCAGAAAUCAGUCGGUUACAGAGAUGCAGCCCUUCAAAUAUUUGGCGUUACACAUGAUAGUAAAGGCUUUAAGAUGACACCAAUCCCAGUUGCUGAAAGCUACCCGUCGUUUGAGUUAGCAGUGAAGGUGCUCACCGUUUACGCCUGGCCCCCUCUCUUCGUCAUCGGGAUCCUCGGGGACAUUGCUUCGUUUUUCAUCUCCUUCCAGGAACAAAACAGACGGAUUUCGACGUGUGUUUACGUCGGCGCCCUAGCAGCAGCUGACACCCUGGUUGUCGUUAACGGCAUGUGCCUGUUUAUCGUCAUUUUCCAUUUCUACGACGAGAUACAACAUAAGGAAUUCGCUUUGCAAUGGGUUGCCUAUUGGGCCAAUACAUAUGCCAUGAUCUCCGGCUUUUUCCUCGUCUGGAUGUCCAUAGACAGGCUGGUAGCGGUCCGGUUCCCAAUGUUGGCGCCGUCAAUCUGUUCCACGUUUCGGGCCAAGGUGACUUGCGUGGUCACGGCAGCUCUGACGAUGGCAUGCAAUCUUCAUCUCUUUUUCAUCUACCGGAUUUCACCUGGCGACGACACCCAACUGAUCCCAUCAGUUCAGGGCUUACCUUCUCUAGAGGUUGUUUCAACGAUCUACUUUCUUAUGUUCGGAACUAUUCUCCCUUUCACCAUAAUCGUCGGCUGUAACGUCAUCAUUAUCGUCACGCUACGCGAAGCCAGCGUGCGCAGAAAAACAAUGACCAUUGGAGGUGGCGCAGGAAAGACGGACCAAGCAGAUACAACUCAUCUAACUAAGAUGUUGAUCCUUGUUUUCAUUGUUUUCGUCAUCUGCUCCAUUCCUAAUCGACUGCAUUAUGCUUUGGUAAACGGGGUCCCAUCACUCGUGGAGGUUUAUACAUCUGGCGCUGUCUAUUGGCGCCUCCGCGCAAAGCUCGAGUAUUGGUCAAUCCAGAUUACGUGGUAUCUAAAUCAUUGCGUGAAUUUCUUUCUUUACUGCAUUGGAGGUGGAAAACGGUACAGAAAGGACGUGAGGCUGCUGUUUCGCCAGAUUCUUUGUAUAAGGACCGAAACCUGAAUUUAACACGAUCUACCAUCCCUGGUAACCCAGGUAUAAUACACUCGUGCAAGAUAACGUGCAAAAUUUAAGGACACUGGCUUACCCCCCAUAUAGGUCAAUCUUACCGCAAUGACAGUCUCUUCCCUUGAUGACGAAAUCGGGCUUUAUCAGGAGCCUACGGAUGGCAACCGAUUUCAGAG
Lineus longissimus is the source of this 1275-nucleotide messenger RNA. Its product is annotated as G-protein coupled estrogen receptor 1-like. Lineage: Eukaryota; Metazoa; Nemertea; Pilidiophora; Heteronemertea; Lineidae. The transcript is spliced from 3 exons. Gene Ontology annotation, molecular function: G protein-coupled receptor activity. The coding region runs from base 101 to 1093 and encodes 330 amino acids. Gene Ontology annotation, cellular component: plasma membrane. The record is from RefSeq and is a predicted model, not a curated record. Gene Ontology annotation, biological process: G protein-coupled receptor signaling pathway.